AUGUGUUUCAUCACCAACCUCUCAAAGAGCUUCAUCACGGAUUUUACUGACACCGCUACAACGUGUUUUUAUCGCUGGCUGUCCAGACGGAAGGUGCUGAAACGCUUUGUCGCGUGUCUGGAAGAAGUGAAAACUUUCCUGGGCAGCAAAGGGCUCACCUUUCCUGAGCUGGAACAGCCAGAGUGGCUGGAAAAGCUACACUUCAUGGUAGACAUGACAGCGCACCUGAACACGCUGAACACAGCUCUUCAGGGGAAAGGACGUACAGCCCUGCACAUGUUGGAGGAUGUUUUGGCAUUCGAGCGCAAGUUGACAGUGCUUGCCAGAGAUUUACAGAAAGGCAGUUUGUCUCACUUCCCCAAUUUGAGAGAGUUCAAACAAGGUCACGACAUGAUAAUUUCGGAGUACUUACAUUCUGCAAUCAUCGCAAUGCAAACAUCGUUUGGGAAACGCUUCUGUGAGUUCAGAGAGGAAAAAAACACAUUAUCCUUCCCGGUCACUCCCUUAAGCAUCGAUCCUUCCCUACUGAAUACGACUGCAUUGGCAGGUGUGAGUCAACCUGAUCUUGAGAUGGAACUGGCCGACAUAGCCGACAAAGACAUAUGGGUGUCCAAGUUUAGACGCUUGACAGCAGACCUUGAAGAUGUUGCCCGUCAGAAGGCCGUUCUUGCUCAGAAACACAAAUGGAGUGAUAUUGAAAACCUCACAGAUGACAGCUUGCGAUCCUGUGUAAAGAUGAAGGUGACAUCAUACAGCCCUGAUGUGCAGACGCUGUGCGCUGAGGUCCAGGAGCAGAAAUCCCAUUAACCAAGAUGACAGCUGGCUGACGUUAUUUUUGGUUUGCUGCUGGCGGAAAAUUUAAGUUCGGCGUUUUUCAUAAAUACAAGAAGGACUCAAAUAGACAUUGAAUAUUUUACUUAAAAGUAACUUUCAACCCAACGUCUUUUUUUCGGAGUUCAAAAUGUUUUUGUUGCAUGCAGAAAUGUAAUUUCGUUUUCUCUGCAGGAGUUCAUCAAUUUCAUAAAUGCAACACAUUAUAGUUUGUUUAUACAUAGCAU
Molecule: messenger RNA, 1058 nt
Organism: Hypanus sabinus (Atlantic stingray)
Lineage: Eukaryota; Metazoa; Chordata; Chondrichthyes; Myliobatiformes; Dasyatidae
Product: general transcription factor II-I repeat domain-containing protein 2-like
Exons: 3
Coding region: 1-807 (268 amino acids)
Source: RefSeq, a predicted model, not a curated record